This is a messenger RNA of Eriocheir sinensis (Chinese mitten crab), 4309 nucleotides long. Its product is annotated as beta-1,4-glucuronyltransferase 1-like. Bases 734 to 2158 code for a protein of 474 amino acids. The record is from RefSeq and is a predicted model, not a curated record. Gene Ontology annotation, molecular function: glucuronosyltransferase activity. NCBI's taxonomy places the organism in Eukaryota, Metazoa, Arthropoda, Malacostraca, Decapoda, Varunidae. The transcript has 6 exons.
CCCAGUGCCAGCAUGCGGUGAUAGUGUCCUGUGUGAAGUUGGGAGGGAAGCGAGAAUCUGCUGUGGAGGCUGUGGGGAUGCGUUGCGGGGUGUGUAGGAGUGUGGGUGUACCAUGAACUAUAUUAAGAUAAGAAGUGCUAAUGUGGGUGUAGGCGCCGAUGUGUAGAGGCUCGUGUGUUGGUGUAUAUCCUACCAUUGUGUAUUUUUCGUUUCACAUUACGUACUGGCUGGGGGUUGGGAUGGCAUGUUCCUCCCUUCUCCUUUGUUGUUUACCUGCAACAAUAAGCUAUCAAUCAAUACAGCGUGGUACUUGAAAGGGUGUAGUCAAGAGCUGCUGAGUGUAGUCGCCGAUGUGAAGGGUGUGGCAACAGUGAAAGCAGUGUAGGGAACGUGAAAGUGUAUUUAUAAUCUGAAAGGAUCGUGCAGAUAAAGUGUAUCAUGGUGUAUAUGUGUAUUAUUAUUUUUUACAACAAAGGAGACAGCUCAAGGGCACAAAAAAAGUAAACAAUAAUAAAAAAGCACGCUACUCGCUGCUCACAAAACGAAUCCAAAGAGGUGGCCGAAAGAGGGGUCAAUUUCGGGUGUAGUUUUGGAACCUAUAUAUUAUGAUAGUUAGGCAAGUGCAUAUCUCGUGUCACAAAAGUAGAUCAAGAUACACAAACGGAUUCAUAUUUAUGUACACCUAUACGGGCAGCAGGUGCGUUGGUGAUUGGCAAGGGUGGUGUUGGUGUUGAUGUUGGUAAUGGUGGUGGUGAUGAAACAAACAGCUGAGUGUGUCGACAGAAAUCUGCACAAGGUGUGUGGAAAGCAAUGCUUCGUGGUGGUGAACGUGGUGGUGGUGGCGGUGAACUUGUGCCUGGGACUGGUGGUGAACCUGACAGCGUUCAGCACCCGAGGCAACACCUCACCACCGUUUACCAGCAACCUCCUGCACCGCGACAACCUGACCCUGAUGGAGGUGGAGGGCGUGGUCCCAGCGGCCCUUGGACUCAGUGACGCCAGCGGAAACUUCACGUCACAUGCCUUUGUCUGGGCUGCACGAGAAUGGGUCAACGUGACAGGGGGCGCUGACGUGUGCCUCGCUACCCACUCCUCCGCUGACCAGCUGCAUUGGGUCGCCCAGCACACACUCCGCUGGUCUGGGCCUCUGUCGGUAGCCGUUUUCGUUUCAGGGAGAGAGUAUGCCGUGGCGGCUAGCAUGGUGGAAUACUUAAGACGGUGCGUCGAUGGAGUGGAGCAGCGUGUGUCAUUCCACUUAGUCCACCCUUUGUCACGCCCACCGAAGCCAUCAACAGCGUCGCCGCCAUUCGUCUCAUGCGGUGCGCCCCAAGAGGCAAACAAACAACUGGUGGCAGCGCUGGGACAAGACGAAACUCCGCAUCCGCGCUACCCACAGAACCUAAUGCGGAACCUCGCCCGCCGCGCAUGCCACACCCCUUACUCUCUCAACGUGGACAUAGACAUGCUCACAUCCCCACACAUGUCCCCACGGCUGUCUCGCUUCCUCCACGGCCGCCCUGUGUGUGGGAGGUGUGCCUACGUGGUGCCGGUUUAUGAGGUGCACAGUGCCGUGACCUCGCCGCCAGCAGACAAGAUGGACUUACUGAGGCUUUUGUUACGGGGGCGAGUCAGGAGGUUCCAUGAAAAGGUAUACGAGAAGAACCAGGGGAACACACACCUGGAAAACUGGGAGGUGGAGAGGCCGGGUUACCUGCCCCCUCCCGUGGCCUACGAGGUUCUCUACAACAUUAGCAGCUACGAGGAGUUUUGGGAGCCUGUUCUGGUGCUCCCUCGCGGCGCCCCGGCCUUCGAUGAGCGCUUUGUGGGCUACGGGUUCACCAGGAGCAGUCAGGUGUAUGAGCUUCACGUGAGAGGGUUCCGGUUCUUCGUGUUGGACGAGGCUUUCCUAACUCACAGCGGCUUCCAGACUACAGCCACUUACGCCCCCUCGCGCUACGCUCAGAUUGAGAUCAACCGUAUUCGCUAUCAGAUGUUCAAGAAGGAGCUCCAUGCACGUCUAGGCUUGCCCCCACCACCGCCACUCAGCCCACCAGCCCCCCGCCGAACCUCCAGGGGGCUGAGGCUGUCCAUCUCUGGCCGUAGACCUCGCUAUGUCCUCAGGGGGUUGCCGGAUCUACUGGUGAACAAGGGGAUCUGAUGCCGUGUGUAAGUGUGAUGGCAAGUACUUGAAUCAGUGUUGCCAGAUUGUCGCAUUUAGAACCAGCGUUACCAGAUUGUCGUACUCAGAACAUCGUAUUUACCGGUUUUUGACGCCUAACUACUGCCAAGAAACAUCAGGAAUUAACUAUUUUAACGAUAAAUAUAAAUGAAUCUAGUUAUUGGCGCCCAGAAGACAGAUUUUGGGUCGGAAGUUGGUAAAUCUAAGAGGCUGAGUACGACAAUCUAGCAUCGUUGUUUAGAACAUUGUGUACAGAGGUUUUGCAGUGACGUCACGAAAUAGCGUCGUCUGCACUUGUGGGUCGUCUGUAAACCUGCUGGUGGUCACCUCCCAGCAGAGUGAGCAGACGGACCACGUGUGCACCACCCCCAAGUUACUUUCCGCGGGCAAAUGGCAGGACCUUCAGCAUCAUUUGUGUUAUGUGAUUAUGCGAGAUCACUUGAGAACGCUGCGAAGCUUAGAUACAUCGAAAAAAUCAGUGCUUUUGGAGGCAUAGACCCUUAAUUAUUAGGGAAACACCCCGAGUCUGCUCCCCUGCUGUCCUCAAACGACUUGCCCAACAUCGGUUACCAUGAUAUAUAUAGCUAUCUGGUGAACAGCAAGAGCAAGCUGUUUACAGCUUGCUGGUGGGUAGGCUGACUGACUGGGUUGCCAGUAGACUGGCUGUCUGGCUGACUGGUAGAGUGGCUCUCUAGCUGGCUGGCUGUCUGGUUGACUGGUGGGUUGACUGGUUGCCUGGUGGGUUGACUGGUUGCCUGGUGGGUUGAUUGGCUGGCUGAUUGGUAAACUGACUGUCUGUCUAACUGAUCGACUGGAUGGCUAAUUGGUUGACUGACUGGCUGAUUGGUUGGCUGGCUGGUUGACUGGCUGAUUGGUUGGUUGGCUGACUGUCUGGCUGGUCGGUUGACUGACUGUCCCUCUGCCUGGCCGAUCUCCUGUUGCUGACCAGUGAUGCCCAGGUAGGCAGCACGGGCAGGCAAACAAGUGAGGGCAAGUGACGACAGGUGAGGGCAGGUGACGGCAAGUCACCUUACACUACGCUCUUGGUCACUUCCCUGCGUACACUUAUAUACUCCACCCAGCACUGAGCUCUGUCCCUCUGUGCACUUUGCCUCCACUGAAUUUCCUUUCCUAUUUUCUUCCCCUGUUUGAGCGCCGCCAUGCGUGUUUACCUCCGCCAGCUCAUGUAAAUCCCGUUCCAGAGUAAUCCCCCGCCACACAAUAAGCUUGGGGACCCGGGGCAAUACCUAAAUGAGUGUUACCUUAUGUAAUAAUCUGAUCAUUCUUGCCUGUAAUAUUUACCUCUGACAAAAUGAGCACUGCAGAGUCGAGAUGAAGCAGACGGCCGCCAGUUUUCCCUCCUCACAGCUGCUAUCCACUUCCCCCGCUCUUCUGGAUUCGCUGAAAAUCUAUAAAAUGACACAGCAUCUCUCCCGUGUCGGUUAGAACAUCCAACCGCACAGCAUACGUAUCCCAUGACGAACACACAGAGCACUUGUGCAGCCGCCACCAAGGUUUGCUUUGACAGUGACCACCGCCACUGACCACCAAGAUGGCCGUGCAGGCCCGCGCUACCCCCGCACCCCCACUAAUGACGUCAGCUGCAAAACCUCUAUAUAUCGGUUGCAGAUCCCAAACUGUCGUACCCACACCCAUAACGAUAUAUAUAUAUUUUUUAUAACAAAAGAGUCGGCUCAAGGGCAACAAAAAGUGUAGAAAAAAAAGCCCGCUACUUGCCGCUCCGAAACAGAAGAUUUGUUGCCCUUGAGCUGCUUCCCUUCCUGUGAAAAAAAAAAAGAAACAUUAAAAUCCACACAUGUUAACACUCUGUUGUAUACACGUAGUUUGCGAGGUACGGUUUUGUUAAGUACAGGUGUGCUAAGGAAUGUAAACACUUUGGUUUGUAUAAGAAGUACGCACUCUAUUUUAUAUUACAUAGACUGGAAUUUUGUCAGUAUUAUUGGGUUAUUGACUUUUGGUGGUGGCAGUGGUGGUGGUAGUAGUAGUAGUAGUAGUUGUUGUUGUUGUAGGUGGUGGUAGUGGUGCCAUUGUUAUUGUUAUUGGUGUAAUCAUUGAGAGAGAGAGAGAGAGAGAGAGAGAGAGAGAGAGAGAGAGAGAGAGAGAGAGAGA